Messenger RNA from Drosophila gunungcola (fruit fly), 1307 nucleotides. RefSeq names its product E3 ubiquitin-protein ligase RNF128. NCBI's taxonomy places the organism in Eukaryota, Metazoa, Arthropoda, Insecta, Diptera, Drosophilidae. The coding region runs from base 99 to 581 and encodes 160 amino acids. The record is from RefSeq and is a predicted model, not a curated record. The transcript is spliced from 2 exons.
UCGCAUUCAGUUCUCUGCCACCGGGCGAGCAGUAAAGAGAUCGAAUCUGAUCGGAUCGAAAAAUUAAAUUAAAUUAAUAAAGUGCAAAUUGGAACGGAAUGAGCUAUAACAACGUGAUUUGUACGAUCUGUUCGGAUCGGUAUCGCACCACAGACAAUAUUCACGCCGGUACCUGUGGACACGCAUUCCACGAGGAGUGCCUGAAUCGCUGGCGAGAGCAAUCAAGAACUUGCCCCAUCUGCCGCUGCCAGGAUGCCGCGUACUUUCAGCUCUAUCUGGAUUUUGAGGAGUUGCCGGAAAGCGGAUCGGCGCAGGGGGCUGGCAGUACAAGCGGGCGGAAUCAAAACCAAGGCCACAGCGACAGCAGCCUCAGCAGCAGCAGCAGCAACAGCAACAACAACAUCAUUGCCAGCAGUACUGGCGAUUACGGGGGGAUUAUGAGAGAGUAUGAGAAUCUGCUAUAUGAGACGGGCGUGUAUCAGGAGGAGAUAGAAUAUCUAAAUGAGCGCAUCGGUGCCUUAACCCUUCGUAAUUCUCAACUCUGCAAAGUCCAUGGAGAGUCGGACACGGAUUGUGAUUAGAAGCCCGCAAAAUAAUACAAACAAACAGAAACCCCUCUGUCUAAACAUUUCGUUAUCUGCAUUUGUUGUUUUAAAUUAUUAGAACAGAUAAGAAUUGCUAAGGACGCUGAGGUUAACAAAAGAGACGAGAAAACAAUAUAAUCAACAUAAUUACGAUAAAUCGGAUUUAUAAAGGGAAAGACAGGAAGAUAUGAUAUAUAUUAAACUACAUAUUUACUUAAUAAGAAAUCAAAAACGACUCAGACUGCGUGACCCGUUUGAAUUUUAAAUCACUUUCGCGGCUCCAAACCAAACGUUUCCCAACACUACUCCCACAGAAUCUGGGUGUGUAUCCCUGAUUUUUCCGAAUACUCGAUUACUGAGGGAUGGCGACAUAACGCACAAUUAGCUAAGACUUUUACUAAGAUCGUAAAAUACACAUUCGGGUAGCGAAAAAAUUUAAUUUUUACUAGUGUGACCGAGUUUUGAAAAGUUAACUGAAAAUGCAUGUACAAUGGUAAUGGUCCACGCUCUUGUCAGCUGUUGUUUCGCGAAUUUCGAUGCUUCUUCUUGCGCGCACUCGCUGCGAAUGCCAAUUACCGCGUCUCUUUGUAUUACUACAAUUACAAUAAAAAUUGCAACAAAUUAAAUCGGCGUCGUGUGUCCGUCUGUGUGUGCCAGUGUGUGUGUGCCCGCGAGCACUGAUAACUGAUAGCCCCGCUUGAUAGCCAGUGAAUAAACAAACAA